Molecule: messenger RNA, 1019 nt
Organism: Chanos chanos (milkfish)
Lineage: Eukaryota; Metazoa; Chordata; Actinopteri; Gonorynchiformes; Chanidae
Gene: znf706
Product: zinc finger protein 706
Exons: 3
Coding region: 108-338 (76 amino acids)
Source: RefSeq, a predicted model, not a curated record
CACGCAGCUGUCAUAUUCGUCCAAGAGGUUGAGGACUUCAAGUCUGAAGCUUUCGAGCUAAAUAUUUUUGCUCUUCCUGCCGUCAAGUGCCCGGUCUGACAAACAGUAUGGCCCGUGGACACCAGAAGAUCCAGUCCCAGCAAAAAAAUGCCAAGAAACAAGCUGAACUCAAAAAGUCGAAGGGACACGAUCAAAAGACGGCAGCAAAGGCAGCACUAGUGUUCACCUGUGGCGUAUGCAGGUCGCAAAUGCCCGAUCCGAAAACCUUUAAGCAACAUUUUGAGAGCAAACACCCUAAGUCUCCCCUUCCCCCAGAGCUGGAAGGGGUGGAGGCGUGAGGAAGACCACCAGACCCGAUACCAGCACGACGACCAAGCUGCCCUUGGAUAAAAGACUGUAAACACUGGACAUGCCUCUCUCUCUCUCUCUCUCUCUCUCUCUCUCUCUCUCUCCCUCUCUCUCCCUCUCUCUCUCUCUCUCUCACACACACACACACACACACUGUUUUGGUUCAGGACAAACCCACGGCCUUGAUGAAAAUCAGCAAAAUGUUUUUACCUCAAUCUACACUCACAUGCUGUCUUUAUGUGAUCAUGAGCUCUCUGGUAUUACUAAUUAAGAAAUAGGAGCAGUUCAAGCAGAAUCCAUUAAACGAAUAUACAAUCACUGAAUUAUGAUUGAGCACAUGUUUAUUCUGAAGGUAGCUAAAAUAAGCAAUCAUGGGGAGAAUUGAAAUUUUCUAUAAAAAAAUUUGAAUGAUGUACUUGUGAAAGAUAUGUUAAGAGUCUCCUGUGGAUUUUAUUUUAUUAAUCUGUUGUUAGAUGAGAAAAAAAUUGGAUAUUUUCAUGUAUUUCUUUGGGCUCACUGGAUUUAAGUGAAUGUAGUCUUCAGUUUCUCUUAAUUUCGCUUAAAGAAAAUUAAUUGAAAUGUGAAACAUCUCAUUGCAUAAAAUGCUCCUGCUUGACCUGAUAUGAACAUCAAUGUAAUAUAACAUUUUAAUAAAGUUUAGCUUUGUUUAA